AUGCCAGCCAACCUCACCGAGGGCAGCGCCAACUCCAGCGGGACCACGCGGACCCCGUGUUCUCACACGGCCGGCUGCUUCCCCACAACUCCCACGGGAGAGAUGGCAGAAGAGGAGUGGGGCUCCUUCUACUCUUCCUUCAAGACUGAGCAGCUGAUAACGCUGUGGGUCCUCUUCGUUUUCACCAUUGUUGGCAACUCCAUGGUGCUGUUCACCACGUGGAGGCGGAAGAGGAAGUCAAGAAUGACCUUCUUUGUGACCCAACUGGCCAUCACAGACUCUUUCAUAGGACUGGUGAACAUCUUGACAGACAUUAUCUGGCGUUUCACUGGGGACUUCAUGGCGCCUGACCUGGUGUGCCGCGUGGUCCGCUACCUGCAGGUUGUGCUGCUCUAUGCCUCCACCUACGUGCUGGUGUCCCUCAGCAUAGACAGAUACCACGCCAUCGUCCACCCCAUGAAGUUCCUGCAAGGAGAAAAGCAAGCCAAGGUGCUCAUUGCUACUGCCUGGGGCCUCUCCUUCCUGUUCUCCAUCCCCACCCUCGUCAUAUUCGGGAAGAGGAAGCUCUCCAAUGGCGAGGUGCAGUGCUGGGCCCUGUGGCCCGAUGACUCCUACUGGACCCCGUACAUGACCGUUGUGGCCUUCCUGGUGUACUUCAUCCCUCUGGCCAUCAUCAGCGUCAUCUACGCCAUUGUGAUCCGAACCAUUUGGAGUAAAAGCAAAGCCCACGAGAUGGUGAUUUCCAACUGCUCGGAUGGAAAACUGUGCACCAGGUACAACCGAGAGCUCUUCUCAAAGGCAAAAAUCAAGGCCAUCAAAUACAGCAUGGUCAUCAUUCUUGCCUUCAUCUGCUGCUGGAGCCCGUACUUCCUCUUCGACAUGCUGGACAACUUCAGCCUCCUUCCCGACACCAAGCAGCGCUUCUACGCAUCUGUGAUCAUCCAGAACCUGCCGGCCCUGAACAGCGCCAUCAACCCCCUGGUCUACUUUGCCUUCAGCAGCAAUGUCUGCUUCCCCCGCCGGGAGCGGAGAUCACGGGAUUCCAGAACCACCUGUCGGGAGAAGGUUGAGAGGCACGAAAUGCAGGCUGUGUCCAAGCCAGAAUUCAUCUAG
Molecule: messenger RNA, 1113 nt
Organism: Pipistrellus nathusii (Nathusius's pipistrelle)
Lineage: Eukaryota; Metazoa; Chordata; Mammalia; Chiroptera; Vespertilionidae
Source: the annotation of a GenBank genome assembly